Molecule: messenger RNA, 846 nt
Organism: Rhizoctonia solani
Lineage: Eukaryota; Fungi; Basidiomycota; Agaricomycetes; Cantharellales; Ceratobasidiaceae
Product: ARID domain-containing protein
Exons: 1
Coding region: 1-846 (281 amino acids)
Source: RefSeq, a predicted model, not a curated record
AUGUCCCUUUCCUCUCAUUUUGCUUCAAUUCAUAAUGUUAUUCGAUUAGGUACUGUCGAUAUCACAUCCAUAACCCUCUCCCUCCGAGCUCGCACCCCCCGUUCACUCGGCUAUGCACUUGGAAUACUCUCCACACUCUCCUCCCAUGUACAACAAAGCUUCCCCCUCAUACGAUGCGAAGAUCUAUUGGAUGUUCUCGUUGAGCUCUUGGAGAGCGCAGCGCUAGAGGGAGAUGGGUGGUUGGGCGGUCCGCUGGGAUCCGAACGAGAAGUGGUCCAGAACCGUAUUAAGCACGAAGACGAUGCGCCCGUCAAGCAAGAGGACGGGGGAGCAGAAUUAUGGGAUGAGCAAGACGAAGAGGUCCCCAUCCGAACCCACCGCGAACUCGUCAGGAUCGCGGCCGAGGCAGGUGUUGGUUUGAGAGCUCGGGGACGAGGGUGGGACGGGGGUGCGGUUGGGAGCGACAUGAGUGUGAAGCGUGAAGAUGACUUGCUGGCCGACGACAUUGAGCCCGACUUGACUUCGAAUUAUGGAGAUGUCGCUCCGCCCGGUCUGGUGCGCUCGGAUGUGAUCAUCACGAUUGUCCGCCUGCUCCGUAACUUUUCGAUCGGGCCGGAUAAUUGUCAGUUCAUGGCGAGGGACGGGUCAAGAGUUGUAGACGUCCUGGCGAAUAUUAUUGGGUUCCGAGAAGGCAAGGAAACCCAAACUGAUGGGCUGUUCGCAUGGGAUAGCGGGGUCGAUAUCUCCAUUUCGCCUGUUGCGUCCCCUCUCAAUCUUUCUCAGCUCCUCCGAGUACGAAAAGACGUAUACACAUUAUCGCCAACCUCGGGUUGCACCUACGACUAA